Megalopta genalis is the source of this 6512-nucleotide messenger RNA. It is a transcript of the gene IntS1, whose product is annotated as integrator complex subunit 1. Gene Ontology annotation, biological process: U2 snRNA 3'-end processing. Gene Ontology annotation, cellular component: integrator complex. The record is from RefSeq and is a predicted model, not a curated record. Lineage: Eukaryota; Metazoa; Arthropoda; Insecta; Hymenoptera; Halictidae.
CUAAGAAAGCGGUAGAGAGCGGUGUCUGUCUGCUACCAAUGCUGAACAAAACCUUCUGUUUAUAAAUCUAUAAUUUGUUGACAUACGAAAUUACUCACAUCUUCAUUGCCAGUCGUAUUAAGUCAUUCAUAGAACUGAUGUCACGAACAAUGUACGAUGUCAGAAAUAUAUUUCAGAAGAUCGCUUCCCGGAAAUGGACUUUUUAAAUGUUGAUAAGGACAGAACAAAGAUAUAAUGGAUCGUGGCAAAGCAGGAAUUGGUAGGGGUGCAAAGAGUAAAAUUGCUCAACAUCCUUCGGAUUUAUUUGCUCUUGGAUCUAAAGGAUCUCGCAAUGAAACCUCGGACACUAAAAGACCAGGGGUUAUUCACUCUAAACCAAGCACUAGUUCUUCUACUUCUGGUAAUGAUAGGAAGAAAGAAGCACCAUCAGGAUCACUUCAAUCAUUUCAAUACAUUCCACCAAAGAAACAGAAGCUAGCAACUCAUGCUUCCCAUCCGAGACCACCAUUCUCAAGUGCGGAAGCUUGGGAACUGGUAGCAAUAGACAGUGAUCCUGCAGAUUUUGUUCCAAUGGUCUUAGAAGCUAAUGACAAUGAUGAAGGUGACAAAGUUAUAGGUAUCAUUUGUGGUGCCAUAAAAGCUCUUAAAAACCAGAAAUGGAAACCAGACACAUUGAUCUACAUGGGAUUAUUGUAUCUAGCAAAAAUUCGCGCAUCUAUUUUUUCACACGAUUGUAUAUUACACGCGCUAUCAUCUUUACUGAAACGAGACCAAGCACACAAUUAUAAAUCCAAAGGAAACCCAUUGGUUCCUGUACUUGCUGCGAACUUGUUAAUGAAGGGAUUUCAUGAUAAGAAAAAUUGGCCAGAAAUUUUCGUUAAGCUGUAUAUUGAGGAUGCUCUUGGGGAGAGAGUGUGGAUCGAUCACGAAGAAUGCAAGGGUUUUGUAGAUAAUAUUUUAACAGGAUUUAACACGCGACAUCCACCAAAAAGUGUUUUACAACCGGAACUGUCUGUCUUAACACCGCGCGAUUGUCACAGUCCUUCUACAAUAGACGACGAAGAUCCAAAUUCCUCGUCAGCGCAAUUUUCUGGCGACAAGGAGAAAAUAGAUUUUCCUGUGACUCCUAGAUACACUCUUUGUAUAGAAAAUAUAGAAGUCAUUGUACUCGAAGCUAUAAAGGAACAGUUGAAUAGAAGACAACCAGAAUCAAUUACUAAAAACUUCUUGAGGCUACUGUCUUCAGCUUGUGGAUUUGUAGAAAUUCGAAAUAUAGCUGUUCCAAGAUUGGAGAUGUGGCUACAUAAUCCUAAACUGAUGAGGCCUGCUCAAGAAUUGCUAAGCUACAUUUGUUAUAAUUGCACUUCUCACACUCAGAGGGACGUGGAAGUUAUAAGUCAAUUAGUCAAAAUGAGAUUGAAAACCAAAGCUGUAAUUAAUUUGUACUUGAACGGCGUGAAGGAGUUAAUUGGUUUACAUCCGGAGAAUUUGGCAACUAUUUUGAAACAUACUAUCUAUAACGAAUUAUCCAACGCACGAAAUCCAAAUAAUAUGCCAAUGUUGGGUGUAAUGUUCCAAACAUUGCCCGAACAAUCGGCUAAACUGCUUGCAGAAAUAUUUCAAGAUUUAUUGAUGAAUCGAGAAGAUUAUUUGAGGCCUCUGCGUGCUUUGCUCAGAGAAAUAGUGCGCGUCUGUAGACACGAUAUUAAUUUAAUUACUUUCGCCCGCACACUGAUGGCCGAGAGACAGGACAUAGCACAGCAGUUGCUCAACUUCGAGUUCAAGGAACGAGUUUUCAUCUCCAUCGCGGAUCUAUUAUGCUUGUGUAUGUUGCUAGCUAUCAGUCCACAAGUGAAAGAAGCUGCAGCACUUGCACAAAGGGGCGAUAAGAAGGAUAUAGCUUUGUUACAUCAAUUUCAAAACAUGGUAGCGACGAUUCAAUUCGAAGCUGUAAUGUGGUUGCAAAAUCCGGCGCCGCAAAUGUAUGCUAUCGGUAGGAACGAGCUUCUUCACGCUUUGCAUAAAAUUUUAAUGCUUGAAUCACCAGAACAAUACUACAAAUUGGACAAUUGGCCUCCCGAGUCGGAUAGAGUGUUUUAUUUGCGACUGAUUUCUGAUGUACCGCUGUUACAAAAUACAUUAUUGAGAUUAUUAAUAAUUGGCAAUUCGAAAGAUAAUGGUAUUACUCAUUCUGAAACACUGGAUUUGGUGGAUCAACUGAUACGAAGAGCAGCAGCUAAUUCGUCUGAGAGUUUUCCAACUUUGCAAGCUGAUAAACUGGAUAUAAUUGAACUUAUUUUCAAUCUUUGUAUUUAUCAGCCUCCUGGAACCAUAAACAUACCCUCGAAUUACGUGCCACCAACACUGGCGAUAUCGAAUUUGUACUGGAAAGGAUGGAUAAUGUUAUUGGUACUGGCUGCUCACAAUCCAUCUACUAUUGGCGCUAUUGCAUGGAAGCGGUACCCCAUUUUAAGAACUCUCAUGGAAAUGUGUAUCACUAACCAUUUCUCGUAUCCUCCGCCAACAAUGGCUUUACCAGAAGUAAUAGAGCAAGAGCGUUCCAAAGAAUUACAAGUGGAAGCAAUCGAGAAGCAAGAGAUCCUCGAAUAUGAAUCUCACUUGGCAGCUGCCUCGACGAAGAUACAAAUAUCGGAGCAAAAUAGUUUGCUAUUGUCGCAGUUAAUCACCAUGGAACCGACCGGUAUCGCAAGGAGACCGCCUCCAGCAGUAUUAGAACAAAUACAGUCGUUGAACGUGUCCCAUAGAUUAGGACAUUUACUUUGCCGGUCCCGGAAACCAGAUUUCUUGUUGGACAUAAUUCAAAGACAACAGCAAAGUUCCUCCCAGAGCAUGCCUUGGUUGGCAGAUCUUGUACAAAGUAGCGAAGGUUCCCUUAGUCAAUUGCCCGUACAAUGCCUUUGUGAGUUUUUGUUGUCUACUAGCACCCAAGCAGUGGAGAAUCAACCGAGGCAACAACAAUUGUUGGCUCAUCUCCAGAUGUUGUUGACCGAUCCUGAUCAAGACCGGCAACACGCUUAUGAAGUGCUAGAAUACUUUUUAAGAAGGCUGAGCAGCCAGCAGACUAAUAGCCGGCUCCAAGCAAUCACUGGUUUAAAAAUGGUUUUAGGAUCUAUACCUACUGAAGAUGAACCCAUGGACAUCGAUGGAGAAAAUGAGAAAGAGAUUUGGCUUGUUCGCAAAUUACCAUCAAUUCCGCACUUCUUAUCAGUGCGAACCUUGGUCUCCACGGCCCUCCGUGGGGCUUGUCAAGUAGAAAACAAUCCAGAUCUUGUUCACGCAUACAUCUCGUACCUCGCAGCCCAUACCACUGACGACGAGCUACCAGAAUUAAUAGAUCUUGCUAACGAGAUAUCUCAGCUGGUAGUUGAGAGAAGUACAAUUAUAGCAGCCAUUUUGCCUCAACCAGAAUGCGACAAUCCGCAGUCUAAGCAGACUCUGCACGCCUUCAUGGCGAUCUUCUGUAAUUAUUUAGAGAAAGCUCGGUCUCCUAGAAGAGAAGAGUAUACGUGGUCAGAGAGUCAGGAUCAGAUUCUAGUACAAUGGAGCACAGGACAAGAAUGUACUAUGCACAUUCUCGUUGUGCAUGCCAUGAUCAUUCUGUUGACCUAUGAUUCAUUCGACGAUGACGUUUUAUUUAAUGUUCUCCUUGAAACUUGGUUCCCAUUGAAUGCAGAGCCCCCAAAAGCUUUCUUGGUUGAUACUAGCGAAGAAGCUUUGCUGAUACCAGAUUGGUUGAAGUUGAGAAUGAUCAGGAGCAAUGUUCCACGCCUCGUGGACGCUGCUUUGAAAGAUUUAGAGCCUCAGCAGCUGGUUCUGUUUAUUCAGAGUUUCGGAAUUCCUGUGCCUUCAAUGAGCAAGCUGCUUCACACCCUGGACGCAGGGGUGCAAAUUGAUCCCGAUUCAGUUGGGGAAGCUGUGCUUGACAAAACGUACAUGGCACAGUUAGUAGAAGUCCAACAUAGGAGAGGAGCCACUGGUGGACUGGUGUUUGUACAAGUUCUGCAAUUAAUGGAGCCUCAAUUGCCUGACGAGAAUCCGGUGACUAUAGGACAAUUGCAGGAACCCUUGCCUCCUAGCGCUAUGGUCCAGAAACAAUCUGUCAUUCAGUGUUCUGUUAAGACAGACGUUCCCCAUUUGAUCAACAGAUUGUUCAUAGAGAAUAUAUCAAUGAGCCAGAAGGUGGACGCAUAUCGUCGUUUGCAUAAAACUUUGGCAAAGGACCUGCAGAAGUCUGCUAAAGAAAGCGGCGCAGUUGUGCUAGCUAUACAACACAUAUGCAGCGUUCUAAGCUCGAUGCAAGUGAAACAGUUCUUGGCCUCACUCGUUCACAUGCCGCAAUACUCGUGCACUUUAAUGAGGAUCAUAUUGCUUCCCUUGAAAAAAUCUUCUACAUCCAAACAGGUCGUAGAACUUGCUCGCAACAUGUGUUUGAACUUGAUACAACUGAUAGGAGACGUGAAAGCGCCAGUUCUUUCUAUUCUAAGAGACUUUGCUAAUGUACAAUUGACCAAGACACCAAAGAGCAUGGAGCUAACUAUACUGAUGCAGACCCGUGACCUUGGAUCCAUUUUAGAGACAACGGAUUCCGUGAACCUGGAAGCUGUGGGACGUAAAUUGUUGGACAUUUGUUUUAAACAACAACAGACUGAUGUUCUUUUUGAAGCUAUGGCGAGGUUGUUGGUGAAUGAUAGCAAUGAGGGUGUUAGAAAGCCAAGAACAGGAUUAUUGAUUGAUUGGUUGGCUUCUGUGGAACCAGAAUUGAUUGGCACAUGUCCCAAUCUGCAAAUGAAGCUUCUUUUCGGAAAGACGAAGAUGCAAAUGAAAGUUGACAAUAAUAUAAUUAGCUCGCAUUCCUUUAGGCCCUAUUUGUUGACUUUACUUACACACAGAGCAAGCUGGGCUACCUUGCACAAAUGUGUUGGACAUUUAUUAGAUAAAUGUGACGAUGGGUACGAUCCAACGGCUGUGUUAGAUUUUCUAUGGGCUUUAACAUGCAAUCCGAAGCUGUGGCAAGGAAGAGAUAAGUUUACGCCGAAGCACUAUGUCCCUGAAGAUAUUUUGUUGCUGCACGAGAAACAGUUGUUGACGCUCGUAGCGUACAUAGUUGCAGAAGCUGUUAUUAUUUGUAAUUGCCACAGUAGAACCACUGCAUUAGCUAGGAUGGAUUCUCGUCUGGACUUAUUGUUGCACUGUAUCUCAACUGAUGACCAUUUGGUAUCCAGUGUCGUGACAUAUUUGGCUGAUAGUAUGAUGAAUGAUCCAGACGUGGAGUCUGACAUGGCACAUCAAUUCUUGUUACACAUGUAUAUGAAGAUACCAAAAGUGAUCUGUUACUUGGAUACCUUCCAAACGAAAAAGUUCGUUGAGGGCGCAAAAAUCACUGCUUGGACGGGUUCUGUGUUGGACUGCAUGAGCCAUUCUUUGGUAACAGCCUUAGCAGCAACACCAAGACAAAAAUCUUGGAACUCCAGGUCCCAGGAGUUCGAGAUGUGUGCUAGAAAAAUGGCUGCCGUUCAUCCGAUUCUAGUGUUGCGGCAGCUUCCAAUGUUAGCAUCAUCUUUAAUGGGCAGAUGUUACUUAGAUUUCGGUCAAUUCAGAUCCGGUCAUCAUUUGAAUCUUUUCACACAAAUAAUGGGCCUGCUGGAAUUAUUGCAGCCGCAUUUGUUUAGGGAAGAACAUCGGGCUGCUUUAGAAGACACGUUAGAGAAUUACUUUCAGUGCUUCCAGAAUUAUGGACCCAUAAAAGAGAUCAUACCACUCUUGAACAGAUUCAUCACAUUACUGCAGUCAUACAUCUCUUACGAUCCUCAAAGAGCAUUGAAGUACUUGCAGAAGCAUGCUCAGCCUCUUCAUGAAUUACAGGUACACUAUCCAAAUCUAGUUACACUUCGUACACUUGUAUCAGGCAUCCCAGUGCCAAGAGAAGGAGAAGAUCUCGAGGAAGUUUUAAUCACUGUACCUCCUACACCACCACCAGCAGAAACUAUUAUUCCCCAGCAUUGGUCCUCGUUGCUGACUACUCUGAGCAAGCUGCAUGGAGAUGACGUGUUCAAUGCUCUUCAGGAAAUAGAGCAUUUAUCUUCUCGAAAACCUUCAGUUCUGGAACCGAUAACGGAUAAUAUAACUGAAUUACUGGUGUCUCCUCAGGGUAACAUAAGGACUCUUGCUCACACUUUACUGGCAAGAGCACUGAAAUAUCGUCCAACAACAAAUGCAAACAUAUUAUCCGCCUUCCAGAGAUGUUUGGACAGUCCUAGAGCUGAUGUGUUAAUGUCAGCUCUGGAAAAGUUGCCAGACAUUGUGCUCUGUAUGCAAGAACACGCUCUACCAUUAAUGCAGAAAGUGUUUGAAUUAGGAGUGAAUUCAAAUGUGAAUACUACACCAUAUAUAAAUAAAACCAUUGCUCUGUUGAAUACACAGCAAGGUUGUUAGUAUCAUGAAAAUUGUAAUUUUUAUAUUGUAUAAAAUAAAGCUAAUAAUUUUUAAUAAAA